Messenger RNA from Dermatophagoides pteronyssinus (European house dust mite), 1620 nucleotides. RefSeq names its product sterol O-acyltransferase 1-like. NCBI's taxonomy places the organism in Eukaryota, Metazoa, Arthropoda, Arachnida, Sarcoptiformes, Pyroglyphidae. The record is from RefSeq and is a predicted model, not a curated record. Gene Ontology annotation, cellular component: endoplasmic reticulum membrane.
CUGAUUUUUUUUCAAAUUUUAUUAUUUUAUUGACGACACAAAUCAUUUUAAAUACAUUAAUCAUGGACAAAAAUGUUGAUGCCAAAAAUAAAAAGAAUGAUAUUGUUCCAAAAGGUGGGAAAAUCAUCCAAUUUCAACUUCGUGAAUCAUUAUUGACACAAAUGCUUGAAAAUAGUUCUCACAUAUCUACAUUACAUAAUAUUAUCAUGUCGUUUGUAGCAAUAUUUGUGAUAGCAACAAUUGGUGAUUAUAUCCGACAACCAUCCAAAUUUAGUGAUGAAUUUGAAAUGUUCGUAUGGAAUGCUAAUGAUAUUGGACGAUUCAUUCAAAUAUGUAUAAUCAUGCAUCUAUCUGUAAUAUGUUUACAUUAUCCAUUGGUUUUGUUCAACAAUUUUCUUCAAUAUCGAUGGUUGUUAAAUAAUUCGGAGAAAAAUUUGAAUAAUUUAUUUGAUAUGUAUCAAAAACGUCAAUAUUCUGGUCAAAUUCCGCAAGCUUUUUUAUACACAGCAUAUACAAUGAUUUCAUUUUUUGGUAUUUUUCUUUACGGUACUAAUUCAGUAAUAGUUCAUGAUAUCAAAUUAUCCGGAUCGUUUGCGGUUCUAAUGGAAACGGUACGACUUUUAAUGAAAUCACAUUCUUUUUUUAUCGAGAAAAAAGAUCUACAUAUCGAAAAAGAAGAGAUUGCUAAACUAAUUGCCCAACGUCAGUCGAAUAUUGUUAAAUCAUUUUGGUCCCUACCUUCAAGAGCUAGAUUAAGAAAUUUAGCUUAUUAUCUAUUUGCGCCUACUUUGAUUUAUUCGGAUUAUUAUCCAAGAACAGAUAAAAUUCGCUGGUCACGAGUUUUGAAGUUUGGCAUUCAAUUUAUAGUGGCCGCUAUGAUUGGAUUUCUUAUAUUUUGUCGAUUUGUAGUUGCAAACUUUUCUAAAACUGGUAUCGAACCAUUUCCAUUGAAUUUUAAUUUUUUGUAUAAAGUUUUCGCUUCCGGAGCAGCUAUCUAUUUGAUAGGUUUUUAUGGAUUUUUACAUACAUGGCAUAAUUUUACAGCCGAAUUGAUGCGUUUCGGUGAUCGUCAUUAUUAUGAAGAUUUUUGGAAUGUUACAUCAUUGAAAGAUUAUUAUCGUAAAUGGAAUCGAAUUGUACAACUUUGGCUUUAUGUAUACAUAUUCUUACCAAUUAAUUAUCGAUUUCAUAAUCGUAAUUUAGCUAAUAAUUUUGUUGUGCUGAUUUCAGCUAUAAUGCAUGAAUAUAUUCUUGCCGUAACAAUACGUUUUUUCUUUCCAGUAAAUUUUAUAUUUUUUGCUGUUGUUGGUCAAUUGAUAUAUUUCUUAGAAAAUCAUGAUAAGAAUUCAAGUAAACAGCCAAGUAUAAAAAGUAUAUUAUUUCACACCAAUAUGUUUAUUGGUUGGGGUUUAUUAAUUUUAUUUUAUUCAUUGGAAUGGCAUUCAAAAAUUAAUUGUCCGUUACCAGAACAAUCUACGAUGUUGGAAAAAAUGACACCGCGUUUUAUAAAAUGCAUUAAAUUCUGAGAUUUUGAAUGUUUUUGGGGAAAAAUAUAAAAAAUAUUCAUGAAAAUCUUUAUUUUUAAGAAAAAUCAUCUAAUAUUUUAUAUAUAAUUUCGAU